This is a messenger RNA of Verruconis gallopava, 966 nucleotides long. RefSeq lists its product as uncharacterized. Bases 1 to 966 code for a protein of 321 amino acids. NCBI's taxonomy places the organism in Eukaryota, Fungi, Ascomycota, Dothideomycetes, Venturiales, Sympoventuriaceae. The transcript has a single exon. Gene Ontology annotation, molecular function: oxoglutarate:malate antiporter activity. Gene Ontology annotation, biological process: transmembrane transport. The record is from RefSeq and is a predicted model, not a curated record.
AUGGAUGGUGCUGGGUCGUCCGCUGUAUCUGGAUGUUCUGCUCGCGGAUUGACGAGCAGUUCGUUCUUUAAACGGUGCCAACCGUUUCUUGUCGGUGGCAGCUCGGGAUGCAUUGCCAUUGCAUGCGUUCAGCCUGUGGAUAUGAUCAAGGUCCGACUGCAGUUAUCCGUUGAGGGUACAAAAGCUGGCAAUCGACACACUGCGUUCUCAAUUGCCAGGGAAAUUGUUUCUAAUGGACGAUUUUUUGAUUUGUACAAUGGCCUUUCGGCAGGCCUCCUGCGUCAAGUUGUCUACGGCACCUCACGGUUAGGUCUCUUCUUCACUUUCGAAGACCUUCUGAAGGUACGAGCUACCGAGAAAGGCGACUCGUACGGAUUCUUCCAACGCACUCUAGCUAGUCUCGCUGCAGGUGGCAUAGGCGCGAUGAUCGGUAACCCAGUCGAAGUUGCUCUUGUUAGAAUGCAAUCUGAUGGCCUGAAGCCUGCGGCGGAACAAGCGCGGUACCGGUCAGUCUUUGAUGCCCUGACUCGAAUUGUCAGAACAGAGGGCGUUCCAACUCUGUGGAGUGGCGCAGCUCCAACAAUGGUUCGGGCUCUGGCGACAAACUUUGGACAGCUGACAUUUUUCUCGGAGUCGAAGGCACGGAUUCAAAAGCACACCAAGCUUCCGGAAAAGGCCCAGAGUGUCAUUGCCAGUUCGAUUGGUGGAUUCUUUGCGGCGUUCUUCAGUCUUCCUUUCGACUUUGUGAAAACCAGAUUACAGAGGCAGAGCAAGGAUACCAUAUACGGCAAAGCCGAGCAUUAUAAGGGUGUUAUAGAUUGCUUUGUUAAAGUGCUUAAUCAAGAAGGGCCAUUGAGGUUUUACAGAGGAUUUUGGGCGUAUUUUCUGAGAAUAGCACCAUUUACGUACGUCAACUUCUCAACGUCGCUUGAGACCCAAGCUGGCCUAGUUUCAAAGCAAUUCUAA